Messenger RNA from Chenopodium quinoa (quinoa), 2371 nucleotides. RefSeq names its product exopolygalacturonase clone GBGE184-like. NCBI's taxonomy places the organism in Eukaryota, Viridiplantae, Streptophyta, Magnoliopsida, Caryophyllales, Amaranthaceae. Gene Ontology annotation, molecular function: polygalacturonase activity. The record is from RefSeq and is a predicted model, not a curated record. Gene Ontology annotation, biological process: carbohydrate metabolic process. Bases 683 to 1963 code for a protein of 426 amino acids. The transcript has 5 exons.
UCAAUUUGGAUGAAUUCAUGAUUCAUAUUGACCUUUUAUGAAGAAAUGAAUUUCGUUUCAACAAUAAUAGUAUUGUCUUUCAUUAAAAGCGAAUUUACAAUAGUUUGCCAAAACUUCACCUUAUAAUUUGUUUACAAGUUUAUAUACAAAUUUCUACUCAUCAAUAGAUGUUUUCCUAUUUUAAUUUCUAUAUCUAUUGAAAAGAGUAAUUGGUCGCAACACAACAUUAACACGACUUUUUAAAUCGACAUCAAUAAAAAGAAGAAAAUAGUAUAAUUCCAUUGAUUGUUAAACCAAACCAAAAAAAAAAAAAAAAAAAAAAAAAAAAAAAAAAAAAAAACCAACUUAAUUUGCAUGUCAUAAUGUUUAAAUUAUAUCUUAACAUGGUUUCCCACUUUCCCUCACAAAAAUGCACAUAGACCACAACAUUGAUUAGCUCCCUUCCUUCUCCAAGAGAAAAAUCAAUACCAUAAUGCUAAAUUAAUGAUGGUUACAAUUAAAUGCAGGAAUAGAUAACACUAAUUAUAGAUUACGAUGUUUGUGCUAAUAUUAGUGGAAAAUAUGAUCAUUAUAACAAAAUCUAGCAACCUCCUAUAUUCUCUAAACUAAUUUUUUUGUUUUUCAACAUUUUGGUCUUUUGUUAGUGUUUUAAACCCUUGGAAUAAUUGCUACAAGGUCACCCAUGACGAUAUUAUUUCUUCUAUUAUGCCUAACUUCAUUGGUAUACAACGUCGAUGGCAAACCUAAAUUAAAGGGUGGCCCUGGAAUUGGUCCUCCGGCUACACCGGUACCGUCUGGAGCAGUUUUUGAUAUCACCAAACAUGGUGCUACACCUGGUGCUGCUGAUGAUACCGACGAUGAAGGAGAAUCUGCCAAUUCUUUGGCAUUUAUCCAGGCAUGGAAGGCAGCAUGUGGUGGCAUAGGGGCAACAAGAGUACUAAUUCCGAAAGGGAUAUUUGUGACAGGUCCAGUUAUAUUUGCUGGACCAUGCAAAGCUAAAGUUACAGUUGAGAUUCAAGGUAAUGUGUUGGCUAACACUGAUAUUAGUCUCUACUCUGAGCCUCAUGUCAUCAUGUUUGAGAAUGUCGAAGGCGUCACCUUAACCGGUACCGGUGUCGUUGAUGGCCAAGGUGCUAAACACUGGCAGAGCAACGAUUGCUCUAAGAACUCCAAUUGUGCCGCGCUGCCUACUUCCAUCAAAUUCCACAGGGUGAACAACAGUGUGAUUGAAGGAGUUCAAUCAGUAAAUCCCAUGUUUUUCCACAUGUUUGUUAGCAACUGCCACAAUGUGACAAUUCGUAAUGUGAAAAUAGCAGCUCCGUUUAAUAGCCCUAACACUGAUGGAAUUCACAUUGGGAGCUCCGAUCUUGUUACAAUCGCCGAUAGCCUAAUUGGCACCGGUGACGAUUGUGUCUCUAUAGGCCAUGGAUCCAGACAAAUCACAGUCACGGGUGUUACAUGUGGUCCUGGACAUGGUAUCAGUGUGGGAAGCCUUGGAAAGUAUAAUAACGAGUUAGAAGUAGUAGGGGUGCUAGUUAAAAAUUGCACUCUUAGUGGAACAACAAAUGGUGCAAGAAUCAAGACUUGGCCAGGAAAUAAGGCAAAUAAAGCUUCUGCAAUCACAUAUGAAGAUUUGAUUAUGGAUCAUGUAAAGAAUCCAAUUAUCAUUGACCAACAAUAUGGCAAGAAAAAAAGCUCUGAGGCAUCUCAUGUGAAAAUUAGUGAUGUGCACUUCAAGAACAUAAGAGGAACCUCAGCCACAACAGAGUUGGUGACUUUUGCAUGCAGUCCAGCAUUACCUUGUGAAGGUAUUGAGGUAGCCGAUGUAAACCUCUCUUUUGAAGGGAAAGCUGUGUUACAUAAACUUAAAAAGCCACUUGGGGCAAUUGGUAAUUUGGCAACUACUUGUAUGAAUGCCAAAGUUAUCUUCAAUGGUAAGAAUGGGGGUAUUGGUUGCAAGUAAUUCAUUAUUUCAUUCUAAUAAUGAAUUUGAACAUGAGUUUGUGCCUAAUUUUAUCUUGUACUCCUUUUUUAAUUUUAAGGGCCAAUACAAAGUGAUAGAUAGUGAGAGAAUUUGAGAAAAUAUAAAAGAGAAUGAUUUCAUUUUUUUUUUACUGAUGAAAGUGGCCUACUUUUACGUUUGUUAUUAUAAAUCUUUGAUUCAUGCAGCCGACGUACCCUAUUCUAUUGGGAUUAAGGCUCUGAUACUGUUGUUGUUGUUGUUAUUGUAUACUUAUGAGAAGUUUUCUUGUAGAAUUUAAUGUAAAUUAGCACACAUUUUGCUUGUACAUACGCUCAUUUCCGGCCUUCCAUUAGAAAAAUUCUUGUCUAGUAUGCAAGGCUACAAGCUAAUGAAUUUGAUUUUAAUUAG